Molecule: messenger RNA, 4322 nt
Organism: Chanos chanos (milkfish)
Lineage: Eukaryota; Metazoa; Chordata; Actinopteri; Gonorynchiformes; Chanidae
Gene: cipcb
Product: CLOCK-interacting pacemaker b
Exons: 4
Coding region: 252-1358 (368 amino acids)
Biological process (GO): negative regulation of circadian rhythm; negative regulation of DNA-templated transcription
Cellular component (GO): nucleus
Source: RefSeq, a predicted model, not a curated record
UUUAAGUUAGUGCCUCUAAUAUAUUUGCAUUUGCAAGCAGAAAUGGUACAGCGUAAAAUCUCAACAUUUCGGUCAACAUGUGAGUCAAAUGAGUCAGGGGUGUAGCUACGUAUACUACACAUAGUCUCGUGUACUGCACCGUGUAUUUCUCGACGAGGUUUACGUGACGGUUGUUGCUGGCUGUGGGUUACCGACAGGGGCUUCCGGAACACGGAGAACAAAGACGAAAAGAGUCUAAAGGUGGAGGCAGGAUGAGCCUAAACACGGAGGAGAGUGAUCCUUUAAGGUCCGUGAGCAAACAGAGAAUCAGAAGGAUGGAGAAGGGAAAACAGGACUCCGAGAGGGAUUCUGGCUUCUCAGAUGCAAGUUCGGAGCACUUGAGCCCGGCUGUUCAACAGGAGAGAGAAGAUGAGUCUCAUGCUGUAGUGCCAGAUGUUACCACCUCAAGGUCUCAGUCUCAGUUAGCUGUGGUAGGGGGAUCAUUCCCGAGUCUCUCACCUAUGAUCAUCAUGAACAAUGUUCUGCUCAAACAGCCAGGUGAUAACCCCCCCUCUCUGAAACCAUGGGGUUUCAGCCCUGCUGUCAAGGUUCUUCAGCAACCCCAGGUAGUCUUCCUCCAGCCCUUGGUAUCCCAGAGCACAGCAGCGGUGCCCAAAGGACCUCCCCCUAAACGUCGACGCCACAAGAAGUACCUUCCCAUUCUUAAAUCUUAUCCCAAAAUAGCCCCACAUCCAGGGGACAGCCCUGUGCGGAGCAGCAGCAGUAGCUCCUGUACCACCUCCUCUGUGAAGAGUAGCAGUUCAUCAUUGAGCGGGCGAGAGCGCCAUCACAGAGAUAAGCAGCACUGUUCUCAGCCCAGCUCCUCCUCAGGUACUACUAUAGCCAGCCUUAUGACUCCGCCUACAUCUCUCCCAGCCUCACCCCUUCCACCGACUACACCCACUGAGACCACUAGCAGCAACCACCCGCUGGGUGACAGACCAGUGGUGACAAGCAGACAGGAUCUUCAUGUGGCAAUAAACUCUGCUCUCUUAAACCACAACGAUGAUAUAUUAAAAGCCCAGAGCGAUGGUAACCAUGACAGCACUGAUGGCUCAGACUGCAGCAAUAAGAGAAAACGUUUCUGCAACACAUACAAUAUCCUUAGCAAGUCCGGUUUGCUUGACAUCACGCUUAGAACAAAAGAACUAAUCCGACAGAACCGAAGAACUCAGAGCGAAUUGGAUCGGCUCCGUGAGCAUACUGACCUGUUCUUAGAGGCGCUUCAGUCAGGUGACUCCCAGCUCUGGACCAAACUACAAAAAAGCAUGCAGGAGGAGGAGAAAGAAAGAGAGACAGAGAAAAAUGGACGGAACUGAUGGGAGAUUGAAAUGGACUGGCAGCUUUGAGACGAGAAGGAGACUGUUUCGGGAGAAAUGGUAACAAGGACCAGAGAGAAUGAAAGGCCUGGAGAGUUGAGGGGGAAAAAAAGUUUAUUUAUAAGUGGGGUUUUUUACACACAGCCAUAUGGUGUGUCCAUAUCAUCAGAAAUGUAUCUAUGCCUAAGUAUUGUAAACUUGUUCAAAAGUGAAUUAAUGAAGUUGGGUUCGAUUGUUUGAUCAAAAGCUUCAUUACUGGUUCUGUUCUUACAGAAGAGCACAGUUUUAUGCCUUUAAAACAUAUACAUGCACUCAAGCUGCAGCACGCUGGUGCCAUGUCCUUAUUCAAGAUGAUAUGAUUAUAGCUUGCUGGUUACUUUUGCUUUCAUAUAUUUUUAUGACUUGUUGAGAUGUGGAGACAUCUCAGUAACAGUUCCGUUAAAGAGAGAAAUGUAAAUAAUGUUUUUUUAGAUAAAUAAGGCAUUGAUAGUGAAUUCAGCUUCGGUUUGUGUUGGGGCAUGGACAGAGCAAGAUUUGGACGGGUAUUAUAAAAGUCUGGACGUCUAAUGUAUUGUUUCGCACAUGAAGUUCUCUUGUUUAGAGAAGAUGAAACUGAAAUUGUAAUGCUAGUGAAAGUAUUUCACUGGCCUGGUGAGUGAUUUUUCUUGUAUAGCUAUGUCACUUAAAAAAAAACACUGUGUCUCCACAUUGGUUGUGGAGUCAGGGUUAGAAUUGUAGCACACUUCAAGUUAGCUUUAUUUAAGCUCAGCUUUAUUUAAAGGUCCUUUAGCAGUUUAGUUGGAUCAUUGCUUUCCCUCUGCUUUCAGUGCAAUGCGCAUUGACUAUCAAACCUGUGUUGUCUGUGUACUUCAUUGGAAAAUCAUUGAAAUGAACAAGUCAGUCGUGACCCUGUUGGGAUUAUACCUGUUUAGAUGGUGGUUUUUGAAAGGGAAAAGCCCAGGUGUGGGGGAUGAGUUGAUUGUUAGGGACUGUCUAAUAGUAUAACUCGCUGGAAUGUUUCACAGACAACAGACAUGUUUCUUUAAAGGCACAGAGGGGAGAAUUUUUCAAAUCAUUUUCUACUUGUUGUGGUGUGUGUGGAAUGGAACAUGAUAAUGUGGUAAAGCAUUAUAAUCACGCAGGUCCAAAGGAUUACGUGUCUGUACAAGUCCUUUUUGACAUCCAUACAGACUUUAAUUUGAAGAGCUUCUAUUUAGGUUUACUGCUGUCUCCUCUGAUACACUUAAUAAGCUUGUAUCAGAUGGAAAACACUGUUUUCAAAUCUUUUUUGAUAGAACGUUUAUUCUAAACUUGUCAUUUUAUAUUCCAUGUAUUAUAGUGUAGUUCAGCCCAGUUUUGGUUUCAGCCGUGUAGUAUGAUGCUGUAAACAUAUGUACAUGAUUAAAUAAUUGAAAAGUUUCUCAAAUUCAUGUCAGGAUGACGAGACGUGAAAUGAUGCCCUGUGGGAAGUCACCAUCAGCUCAUUUUUGGGAGAGGCUGUUUUAGACGGUUUCAUUCAAACAAGUUGAAUUCAAAUAUUUCACUUCAUGUCUGUUUCAUGAAAACACUGUGCUUUUCUUAAUUUUAUUAGCUGAGCAAAGGACCUUUUGGUGAAUUUUGUGAUUCCAUUGAAUAAUUUCAACAAAAAAAAAAAGAAAGAAAGAAAAAAAGCACGUUAGGUGGUACUUAAACUUUUUUCAGGCAGCUAAAACAAAGUAACCACUAUGUUUUGCGCUUUGUUUUGUCAGUUGUUACCAGUAUGUUUAGCAGCAAAGGGUAGCGACAAGAUAUUGCCUUUUGAAAAUGAACAUCGCUAGUGUUAGCAGCCAGGGCUUACAUUGCUGAAUGGCUUUCUAUUGUUACAGAGCUGGGGCGUGGAGGUUUAAGGGCUCUGUUUUCAUUAAGCAGCAGGUAAAGGGGCAAGAGAAAUAUCACAUCUAGGUGUAGUGAAUACGUAAACAGGGCAUAGGAAGAGCAUUGGCCCUGUGUAUGCUAGCCCCUUUGAUUAAAACUUGACAAAUGCCUUUGUUUUUAGUUAUCAUAAAAGAUGAAUCUCGAGAACUGUUUUAUGAAGUUUUGGUCACUGCUUCGUGUGGUUUUACCCUGUAUGCUCAUGCCAGCUCAUUUGCAGGAAGGGGUAAAUUUUGUUUGUGCAUGAAACUUUACAUAAGAUCUAGGUUAAACCAGAGCUCAGUAUGUGGAAGUUUCAAAAGUGACUGUAUUUUGAUGUCACAGUUUUGUGAUUGCAAUAAGGUCAGUAAGCAGAUUUCUGCUCUAGAUGUUGGUCUAGGGCUUAGAUCAGUUUUCUACCACACGUGUGCUGACUGUAAAAUGCCUUCAAAUUAAUAUUUUUUUUUUCUCAUUUAUUUAUUGUUUUUUUAUACUUCAAUUUGCAGCUAAAAUGUGAUUGUUCAGGCUGCAGAGAUAUAUUUAUGACCUAUAAACUCCUAGGAUAUAAACUGUAUGUGGUUUUGCGACUUCUUUUGUUAUUGUAUUGACCAGAGUUAAGACUGCCCUGACAUUAAGUAAUCUUUAGAAAGUGCGAUUCAUAAUGACUGAUAAUGCUGUCCAGUGCUAUGGAGGGCUUAGUUUCCAUUGAGCAGGUUGUAUGUGUCACUGUGUCAUCUGUUGUCUGGAUAGAGAUUAGGAAUGGCUAGACCCAGAUCCCUAAAGCCUUUUAGAGAAACGCAGUAUUGCCAGUACUACUUUUGCCCCAGUCAUUUCAAAGCCAGGGAAUGCCUAUAAAUAGUUUUUUAUUAUUAUUAUUUGAGGCUUUCUUUUCAAUAGACAUGUUGAUGUUUACUGUCUUUGUGACUUUGAGGGUUUGUAAAUAUUUUGUCCAAAAUAAUUGUGAAUUGUUAUCUCUUUACUUUUGUUUCAGAUGUUGCUUACAGACUUUUAGAUGCAAUUGUAAUAUUUGUAGCUUUGACAAAUGGAAUAAACCCAUACACUGGUUAUGCAAAA